GCUGCUGACCGGAAACCAGAUUUCCCGUUUACAUCAGCCCGGCUCCAACUCUCAUCGGCGAGUCAAAGCCUACAGAAGCCUGCACCGCCCUUGGUGCGCCGGCCGCGAUGGUGUUGGCCCUUUUGGUGAGCCUGCAGUUUGGUCAAACCCUGUGGCUGCGCUUGCCGAAGUGUCAGCUCCUGGUGAGCGCGACUGCGGCAUCGUGUUGUUAUGUUGGAUACGCAGAGCCAUGAUGGUUGCUGCGAUGGCUCUUUGUGUACUUAACCGCGGUUGCUUACCCACGAAACAAUGCAUUCAUUCCCAACAUCUCAUCACCAACUUCAACAUCCGGUUCAGGUUUGCUGCUCGGAUCUCACUCACGACCUCAUCCCGAGUCCUGCUUCAGAGCAAACACAGCAUCACGAUAAACAAACUUGAACGCCAUCCAAGUCCCACCACCAACGAUCAAAAUGCUCGCCCAAUCUAUCCUCCUUCUAGCCGCCGCCGCCUUCCCGGCCGUCACCGCCGCCCCGGCCCUUCAAUACCGGGAGCCCACUAAAACAUCCACCUCGCCGCGCACAACCCACUCCGUCGUCGCCGGCCGCGGUGGCCUGCGCUUCGACCCGGAGAACAUCGUCGCCGAGGUCGGCUCCAUCGUCGAGUUCCACUUCACGCCCCUUAACCAUUCCGUCGUCGAGGCCGCGUUCGACUCGCCCUGCGUGCCCAAGGACGCGACCUCGUUCUUUUCGGGCUUCUUCCCCGUCCCGCGCCCCGCGGACGGCAGCGCCGUGCAGUCGGGCGAGGUGUUCCAGAUUGAGGUGCGCGAUGACAAGCCGAUUUGGUUCUACUGUGCCCAGAACACGGGGCGGCAUUGUCAGAGUGGGAUGGUGGGCGUUGUGAAUCAGAGGUUUGAUGGUGACAAGACGUUGGCUGUGUUUAGGAGCAAGGCUGCUGCGGUGCAGGGGGCUUCGGUGGUGCAGGCGCAGGUGCAAGGUGGUUGGAGGGGGGCUAAUCCUAACCCGCAGAGUGGUUUCUAGGAUGGUGAGGGUGCUCAUGGUGAAGAGGGAGAGGGAGAUUGGUGCUAAACAGGGGCGAAGCUGAGGGGUUUGGAUGGCGGGCAUCGAGUGUUGUUCGUAUUUUAGGGUGUAUGGGCGAAGUUGAAGGGUCUUAACAUUAGAUAGCGAGUAGAUGAUUGCAUUUGCGGUAUAGACUAGACAUUGAGGCUAGAUAGUUGGGCAAUAGACGCAUG
Parathielavia appendiculata is the source of this 1228-nucleotide messenger RNA. RefSeq lists its product as uncharacterized. The coding region runs from base 450 to 1016 and encodes 188 amino acids. Lineage: Eukaryota; Fungi; Ascomycota; Sordariomycetes; Sordariales; Chaetomiaceae. The record is from RefSeq and is a predicted model, not a curated record. The transcript has a single exon.